This is a messenger RNA of Diceros bicornis minor, 1661 nucleotides long. It is a transcript of the gene FASLG, whose product is annotated as Fas ligand. The transcript is spliced from 5 exons. Gene Ontology annotation, cellular component: membrane. The record is from RefSeq and is a predicted model, not a curated record. NCBI's taxonomy places the organism in Eukaryota, Metazoa, Chordata, Mammalia, Perissodactyla, Rhinocerotidae. The coding region runs from base 138 to 983 and encodes 281 amino acids. Gene Ontology annotation, molecular function: tumor necrosis factor receptor binding. Gene Ontology annotation, biological process: extrinsic apoptotic signaling pathway via death domain receptors; apoptotic process; immune response.
CUUCGGCGUGGGGAAGGGGUGGCAGCAGGGGAUGAUUCCCUCAUGCAAAAGUCGGCAACUCCUAGCCACCUGGGCCUCCACAGGAUUGAGAAGAAGGAAAAUCCUUUGCUGGGGGCUGGCCUGAGUCACUGGCUGCCAUGCAGCAGCACCUGAAUUACUCGUACCCCCAAAUCUACUGGGUGGACAGCAGUGCCAGCUCUCCCUGGGCCUCUCCAGGGUCAGUACUCCCCUGCCCAUCCUCUGUGCCAGGAAGGCCAGGGCAAAGGAGACCACCACCACCGCCCCCAACAACACUACCACCACCGCCACCACCACGGCCACCACUGCCUCCACUACCACGGCCACCUCCGAAGAAGAGGAGGGACCACAACACGGGCCUGUGUCUCCUCGUGAUGUUUUUCAUGGUUCUAGUGGCCCUGGUUGGACUGGGGCUGGGGAUGUUUCAGCUCUUCCACCUACAGAAGGAGCUGGCCGAACUCCGAGAGUCUACCAGCCAAAGGCAUAUACCAUCAUCUUUGGAGAAGCAAAUAGGUCACCCCAAUCCACCCUCUGAAAAAAAGGAGCUGAGGAAAAUGGCCCAUUUAACAGGCAAGCCAAACUCAAGAUCCAUCCCUCUGGAAUGGGAAGACACCUAUGGAAUUGCCCUGGUCUCUGGGGUGAAGUAUAAGAAGGGCAGCCUUGUGAUCAAUGACACUGGGCUGUACUUUGUGUAUUCCAAAAUAUACUUCCGGGGUCAGUCCUGCAACAACCAGCCCCUGAACCACAAGGUCUAUAUGAGGAACUCUAAGUAUCACCAGGACCUGGUGCUGAUGGAGGAGAAGAUGAUGAACUACUGCACUACUGGCCAGAUGUGGGCCCGCAGCAGCUACCUGGGGGCGAUAUUCAAUCUCACCAGUGCUGACCACCUAUAUGUCAACGUAUCUGAGCCCUCUCUGGUCAAUUUUGAGGAAUCUAAGACAUUUUUUGGCUUAUAUAAGCUCUAAGAAAAGCACUUUAGGAUUCUCUCCAUUACAGUCCCUUGUUAUAAGCACUGAGAAUGUUGUCUUGAAUGAGGGUCUUCUUAAGCCCACUUGAGGUCAAGUGAGAAGACAUGAACCAAGCGGACCUCGAGACCACAGGGUUCAGCAGGUCUACAAUUCCUCAUCUCAUGCAAGGUCCGUGAGCCAGACAGGAAGAGGAAUAUGACUGAAGAACAGAAAACUCUGGGCUGCCAUGUGAAGGGAAAAGCAGCUACCAGGGUGUUCUACACUCACCUUAAGUAGCCGAGAGCAUUUUGGCACAUUGAAAAGGACAUUUAUUAACUCACCUUUUGGGGUGGGUCUAACUGUCUACCUCAGGGGAGCCUGUCUUUUAGACAUAUGGAUGUGACAUGAGUGUAUAAGGAAUGGAAAAAGAGAACUAGGCUUGCACAAUAAGCUAAAGAGACUGAAAGGCCAGUGUCCCAUUGGCAGCAUCUUUACUUCUAAAUGCAUAGCCUGAGCCACCAGGUGAUGCUAACAGAGAAGCAAGGGGGUCUUUUGGGGACUCAGUCCAUUCUCUACACAGCAUGUAUAUUUCCAGUGCAAUUGUAAGGGUGAGUGUGUGUGUGAGUGUGUGUGUGAGAGAGAGAAUGAGAGUGAGAGAGAGAGAGAGAGAGAGAGAGAGAGAGACAGAGAGAGAGA